AUGGCAUCGACCUACUCUCUGCCACCGUCGGUGUUCAACCCGCGACGACAUGUCGGCAUCCACGCAGAGCGUGUUUCUGACGUCUCGAGCACGGAGUAUCCUGGCCACUAUCCCGACGAGGACCACAGCUGGGACCUGGAGAAGUUCAGGAAUAAUCUAAAAGUUGAAGUCAAGCGGCUCUCAGAGCGAUCCAUCGAGUUUGACUUGGUCGGAGUGGACGCCUCCAUUGCGAACGCGUUCCGCCGAAUACUCAUUGCGGAGGUCCCCACGAUCGCCAUCGAGCAUGUAUACGUCUGGAACAACACGUCUGUAAUCCACGACGAGAUCCUCGCACAGCGCCUAGGGCUCAUUCCCCUCAAUGUCGACCCCUCCUUCUUCGACUUCCGGACACCCACCGACAUACCGAGCGACCACAACACCGUCGUCUUCCAGUUGAAUGCCGUCUGCGAAUGGGACAAGGACGCGGAGAAGGGGAGCGAAAAUCCCUAUAUCCAUGAUCUGGUGAAAAGCGGGGAUCUUAAAUGGCAGCCGCAGGGCGACCAGGAGGAAAUGGCCCUGGCACAACCGCCUGCACCGACAAAUAAGGAGAUUGUCAUCGCGAAACUGAGGCCGGGCCAGGAGAUCCAAGUCGAGCUGCACGCGGUCAAGGGCGUCGGGAAGGAGCACGCGAAGUGGAGUCCAGUCGCGACUGCAUCCUACCGCUUGCACCCGCUCAUCGUCCUCAACCCCGCCAAGCCCGUACCCCCGCAUCUUGCAACCAAGUUCGCGAACUGUUUCAGUCCAGGUGUUGUGCAAGUGGACAGGAAAGGCAAGAUAACCAUCGACGAAUUCAAUUUGCGGAAAGAGAGUAUGUCUCGGGAAGUGCUCCGACAUCCAGAAUUCGAAGGUUGUGUCGAGCUGAAAAGAAUUAGGGACUGGUUCAUUUUCAGCGUCGAGUCCGAGGGGCCAUACGCGCCCGAGAAGCUGUUCCCUGAAUCUAUCAAGGUCAUGCGCGAGAAGAUUGCGAGCAUUCGCCAGGCGGCCGAGGCGCUACUCGUAGACUCAGGCGGCGCGUUAGAACCAGGGAUUGUGGGACCCGACGGGGAUGUACAGAUGGGUGGGACAUGA
Sparassis crispa is the source of this 1107-nucleotide messenger RNA. Its product is annotated as DNA-directed RNA polymerases I and III subunit RPAC1. Gene Ontology annotation, biological process: DNA-templated transcription. Bases 1 to 1107 code for a protein of 368 amino acids. Gene Ontology annotation, cellular component: RNA polymerase I complex; RNA polymerase III complex. The transcript has 8 exons. The record is from RefSeq and is a predicted model, not a curated record. NCBI's taxonomy places the organism in Eukaryota, Fungi, Basidiomycota, Agaricomycetes, Polyporales, Sparassidaceae. Gene Ontology annotation, molecular function: protein dimerization activity; DNA binding.